Marmota monax (woodchuck) is the source of this 3310-nucleotide messenger RNA. It is a transcript of the gene Rab37, whose product is annotated as RAB37, member RAS oncogene family. The record is from RefSeq and is a predicted model, not a curated record. Gene Ontology annotation, cellular component: Golgi apparatus; endosome. Gene Ontology annotation, molecular function: GTPase activity; GTP binding. The transcript is spliced from 9 exons. Lineage: Eukaryota; Metazoa; Chordata; Mammalia; Rodentia; Sciuridae. Bases 1197 to 1814 code for a protein of 205 amino acids.
UGGCCGGCCAGCCUGCCCCAGCUCACCUCCUGUCAGGGGACAUGACGGGCACGCCUGGCGCCGCCGCCUCCAGGGAUGACGAGGCCGCCGAGCGCUCCCCGCCCUGCAGUCCGAGCUACGAUCUCACGGGCAAGGUGAAUCCAACCCAGGCAGCUGGGUCUCCCAAGAGGAGGGAGGGAGCAUCAGGACAUAGCCCCUGGGACCAUCCCAGCCUCUAGGCAUCUGGGCGGGUGGAUGGGUACCGGCAAGGGAGAGAGAACUGAACGACUGCCCCCACCCCUGCGGACUCCAACACAAUUUUCUUCUGACCAAUUGAGCCCUCCACUCACAUUGGUUAGGGCUACCUGCACCUUAUUUCUAGGAAGUGCCAGGAAACGGGGACCUCUGCAGACCCUGGCUAGCAGCUAGGCAACUUUUCGAGUCAAGCUCUUGUCAGAGACCUGACAACAGUUUCAAGGCCUUAGACUUGAAGUUCUUUAGGUCUCCAGCCUGCAGCCCCCAAGUGCUGCCCCUUCCCAUCCCCAGGCUCCGAGCAUUGCUUUGCUCCUUCAGGGCAGCUGUGGGCCAAGCCCCUCAUUCCAGAGGCUGUUGCUACCCAGCAGGCAGGCCCACCUGGGGAAUUUUAGAACCUGAGAAAAAGCUCAGCAAUUAGACACAACUCCCAGGGCCUGGGACAGCUGUAAGACAGCUCUCUGCAGUCCAUUCCCUCUGCAGGAGUGCCCUGGGAAGCAGGUAGGGUCUGCUUAUCCGCCAUCUGUGCCCUGGGAGUGAGCAUGUAUCAAGAAUUUUGAAAGAGAUGCUGAGCGGGCUCAAAGCUCACUCUCUUCCUCUGCAAGGUUGAGAUGGCUGUGCUGGAUCAUGCUGUGAGUUCUUCAAGGGAACCUGCCUCUGUGUCUUGGUUCCUCCCCAACAGCAGGGCUCACUCUCACUGGGGGCCUUAAGCCUCCACCCCAGGGUUUCAAGGGAAGCCACUCUGCCAGCCACCCACCCAGAGCCGUUGAGAUAGGCGUCCUGUGUGGGCUGUGGCAGGAAACAGGCCCCUGCUCCCUUAAGGGAGGGGGAGCUGCUGAGGACCAGCUCCCAGGCUGAUGUGGACCUCCUGACCUCUUUGCCCUACAAGACAGCUGGGCUGUUUGCCUGGGAGGUGGCAAGGCGGAGCAGAUGUUUAUGUUUGGUGGACUCGCCUGGCUGGGUAGAUGCUGUAUCAUCAGCUCAAGGCAGCUGUGAACUGUAAGGUGAUGCUUCUGGGAGACUCAGGUGUCGGCAAAACCUGUUUCCUGAUCCAAUUCAAAGAUGGGGCCUUCCUGUCCGGGACCUUCAUAGCCACGGUCGGCAUAGACUUCAGGAACAAGGUGGUGACCGUGGAUGGUGUGCGGGUGAAGCUGCAGAUCUGGGACACCGCAGGGCAGGAGCGGUUCCGCAGUGUCACACAUGCUUACUACCGAGAUGCUCAGGCUUUGCUCCUGCUGUAUGACAUCACCAACAAAUCUUCCUUCGACAACAUCAGGGCCUGGCUCACAGAGAUUCAUGAGUAUGCCCAGAGGGAUGUGGUGAUCAUGCUGCUAGGCAACAAGGCGGAUGUGAGCAGUGAAAGAGUGAUACGCUCGGAGGACGGAGAGACACUGGCCAGGGAGUACGGAGUUCCCUUCUUGGAGACCAGCGCCAAGACAGGCAUGAACGUGGAGUUAGCCUUUCUGGCCAUUGCCAAGGAGCUGAAGUACCGUGCAGGGCAGCAGGCUGAUGGGCCCAGCUUCCAGAUCCGAGACUACGUGGAGUCUCAGAAGAAGCGUUCCAGCUGCUGCUCCUUUGUGUGAAUCCCGCAAGCUGAGAGGAGGCCCCAGAAGUCCUUGGAGCUGCAGCCGUCUCCCCUUGACUGGUGUAUUCUGGGCGGCUGAGUCAAUGGGGAGGGAGUUGGGGGGCCCAGUGCACUGCCCCUUCCCAUAAGGCCGCAGCACUCCUAUAGCUUCCCUGCGUCCUGGAGGAGGGUAAACCGCUUAUAUUUUAUCUUAAUGAUACAAAAUUUCAUGCUAAAAAAGAAAAAAAGAUACCAGGGUUUCCAGAAAACCGAGAGAGAGGGACCUGGGGGCCCUUUUGCCUUUUUGGAUUUAGGACUAGGACCUAAGAGGCUAGGCCAUCCUCCUAGCAAUGACAUGGUAGUGCCGCUCCAGCUCAGCACAGGGGAUACCAGUGCACUUCUGGGGUGUGAGGGUAAGUAGUUAGUGUCCCCAUCACCACCCUCACUCCAGCUUUCAUUUUCUCCAGCUCCCCAGGAAACAGUCUUAGCCAAUAAGUUGGAUCCUAGUGCUGGGAGCUGGAAGGAAGACUCAGGGAAGAUAAGAGUUGUGGAGAUUAGGAGGGGCCCGCCCAGCUGCAAACAGGCGUAGAAGGGACUAGGGUUUUUCUGUGGCUACCUCUGGUUUUCCUAAACCCACUCCUGGAGGUGUGCUGUUUUUCCUCCAGCGUACAAGCACAUUGCAGCACUUGGAAACAUUGGUUCCUGUUUUCUGGACCUCAGAUUCCAGAGGAGCCACUCCCCCUGAAUCCCUGACUCAUUGGUUUCCAUCUCUGCCCCUAGACACCUGAGGUCAGAGCUAGGAAAAGUUUGUCUUCCCAUCUCAAUCUUUUGGCAGGUGUUCAGCCCCGCAGCUAUUUUUUUCAAGGAAUACUUAGCUCAAUUGGGUUAAGAACCAGAUAAAGAGAAGCCCCUGGCUCCUGGAGCAGGUGGAAGGCAGAAUUGAGGAAACCUUAGGUCUAGCUCCCUGAACCCAAGCUCCCCUUCCUUCCUGAACAAUGUGCCCUUUUUUUGAACUUCAUAGUCAGUCACCAGGGUCAAAACUGCUUUAUCUCCCCUCCUACUGAGUCAGGGUAGCGAAUGGAAGGUCCCAUUUCUUUGCACCAAUGCAGUGUGUGCAAAACAAGGUCAUGUGGGUAAACCUGGGGUGGGGAGAGGGGCAGCAAGGAGUUCUUGUGUCCAGGAAAUAUGCAGGUCAGGACCUAGAGUAAGCACCUUUCCUUUAGCUCUGCAGGCAGGGCAGGGAGGGGUGGAGAGGUACUACUUGCUCGACAUUUCUGAGGCUGCUGCAUUUGCUUUUAAGGCAGAAAUCUUGAUCUCUGAGCACUCAGUGGCUCCAACUUGAAUUGAUAAGGAAGCUCUCAGUGGCCUCUCCCAGGCGAAUCAGGGAGGAGCCUGACCUCCCAGGUCUCUUCUCUGGCCCUUGGCAGGUUGCAGCAGGAGAGUCAAUCAUGUAGACAGCCCUGGGCCUCUAGCAUUUGUGUUUUUCAUAAUUAAACUGCAGUAUUUUGGAAAGUA